Molecule: messenger RNA, 456 nt
Organism: Penicillium angulare
Lineage: Eukaryota; Fungi; Ascomycota; Eurotiomycetes; Eurotiales; Aspergillaceae
Exons: 3
Coding region: 1-456 (151 amino acids)
Source: RefSeq, a predicted model, not a curated record
AUGAAGCUUUCUCUGCUUGCACUUGGUGCCUUCAUUGGCCUGGCCUCGGCCCAGAAUGCCGUUGUGCACAACCACUGUGCUUCCACCGUCUAUGUGCAGUCGUUCCCUUACGACGGCAGCGCCCCUGGUCCUCUAACCACAGUCGCAAAGGGGGGAACUUUCUCUGAGAAGUUCAAGAAGUCUGGCUCGACUGUUAAGAUUUCCAAGACAAAGACCCUGACUACACCUCUCUUCUUUGGCUAUUCGUUCUCAUCCAACCCCGACUACGCAUACUAUGAAUUGAGCACCGAGUGGGGCAACCCAUUCGCCGCGAGCGCCAACUCGCUAAGCCCCGGCGAAGGCUGUGAGGUCUUUGACUGUGCCGCUGAUGAUCCCAGCUGCUACAGCACCCCAGCUCAUAAGAAGGUCUAUGGAUGCCCUCAGCCUGUCACUCUCACCGCGGACCUGUGUCAGUAG